GUGUUUGGGAAAUCUUGAAAACACAAAACAUCUGUGAGCAGCAAAAAUGGCUGUAGACCAAGCGACGGUGUAUUUAGUAAUGAUGGCGAUCGUAGGCAUAAUUAUGUUACUUGCUUCGAUAUUCUGCAACGAUAACAAGAAAGGAAAGCGUGCAGAAAGAGAUGGUGGAAGGCAGCCAGCUGCCAGGGCUAGAGAUGAAAAUCUGCCUCAAGGGGUCAGAAGAAGAGGGAGAAGAAACAGAAUGGCCAAUCGAGGGGACGAAUCUGAUGACGAUGAUUUACCCAAUGCUCCUGAUGAGUUUAAUCCAUUUGAGGAUUUCGAGGGAGAAGAGAAGAAGAUUGGUAAGAAGAAGAUGUUGAAGUUGCAGGCCAAGGAGGAAAGAAAGCAGCAGCGUUUGGCAGAGGAAGAGGAACGGAAAGAGAGAAAAGAGCGUGAAGCACUCCUGGAAAAACAACGUAAAAAAGAAGAGGAAAUAGCAAAAGCCGAGGAGGCUGCCAGGGCUGAGGAGGAGAGGAUCCGUAAGGAGGAGGAGGAGAGACGAGAACAUGAGGAGUACCUGAAGAUGAAGGAGGCCUUCAGUGUAGAGGAGGAGGGGGAGGAGGAUAUAGGACCAGACCUCUCAUCACAGUCACUUCUUCAAGAAUUUAUUGACUACGUUAAGGAAAUGAAGGUUAUCAUGCUGGAAGACUUAGCUGCCCAUUUUAAAAUCAAGACUCAGGAUGCUGCUGAUCGAGUUAAAGAACUACAGAUUGAAGGUCGUUUGACGGGGGUAAUGGAUGACAGGGGAAAAUUUAUAUUUAUUACAAUGGAGGAACUCGAAUCUGUGGCCAAAUUCAUUAAACAGCAUGGCAGAGUGUCAAUAUCAGACUUAGCAGAGUCCAGUAAUCGCUUAAUUAACUUAAAUCCGGACAAUGCAGAGGUUCAGAAAAGACUUCUGUCUGAAGUUAGUGCCUGAAGUCUGUGUAUUGUUUAGGUACCUGUGAUAGUUGAAUAAUAAUGGGACAUGAAAGGGAAAAAGAUCAACAUGUUUAUUUAUAAUCUGUUAAAGAAUUCUUAGUGUGUACAAUGGCAUCAGAGAUUCAUUGUUGGUGGUUGGAAUUUCUGAAGGUGCCAUACAGAAUAUUUAAUUGGAUGCUAUCAUUGCAGUGAUUAUAUAACUAAUUUAGUAUCAAAUUGCUGCAGAAAUGUUUGAGAGGGAUUAAAUUAUGUUUGUUUCUGGUUAAGACUCCUCAGCAAAAUUAAUGUUUGACAUCAUUUGAUAGGCUGCAUUAAUGACUGUUCUUUAAUUGAUUACAUUGCAAACAAAUCAGACAUCAAGGUUCUGGAUAUGGACCCAUGUAAUUCUAACCCACACAUUUUUUUUUAUCUACAGUUAAAUAGAAUUUUCACAAGAUAGUUGUUACUGUUUUUAUAUUUCUUGUAUUUAUGAAAGAUGUUAUGUAAAAUGUCUGUUAAAUUUGGAAACCAAAUGUAUAUCAGUAUCAGGGACACUGUUUCCACCCUGUAUUACUACUAUAAACAAUGUUCUUAUUUUUUUUUGUGCAAUACAUUUUGAAUUAAACACUUGAUCACAUUAAUUA
This is a messenger RNA of Saccostrea echinata, 1580 nucleotides long. RefSeq names its product DDRGK domain-containing protein 1-like. NCBI's taxonomy places the organism in Eukaryota, Metazoa, Mollusca, Bivalvia, Ostreida, Ostreidae. The transcript has 8 exons. The record is from RefSeq and is a predicted model, not a curated record. The coding region runs from base 47 to 955 and encodes 302 amino acids.